AUGACCAUGACAAGGAUUCCGUUCAUCCGCUUCACGAUGAACAGGAUUCCGUUCAUCCGCUUUUCUCUCAGUGUGUUCCUGCUCGUAGCCCUCCUCGGGAUUGCCUCGCAUCCGGCAAUAGUGACGGCCAAAAAAGGCGGUGGCCGUCCACGCAAGCCGCCACCUCCUAAUCUGAACCCGUCGUCCGAAAUCUUCCCGACCUGCAGGUUCUCAGGCGGCAUCAACUUCACGGUCUCGCCAAAAUUUGUCGGAACCACGUGGCGAGGGUGGGGCACUUCGCUCGCCUGGUUCGCGAACUACGUCGGCGGUCUGCCGCAGAAGACGCAGAACAAAAUGCUCGACCUCCUGUUCGGGAAAGACAACCUCGCUUUGAACAUUGUUCGUUACAACAUUGGAGGCGGGCACGACAAGAAACGCAGCCCGCAGUUCUAUCAAACGGAGCAUACGGAUUGGCGGGGCAUGCCGGGUUACAAGCCGACGGAGAAGGGCCCGUACGAUUGGAGCGCGGACGAACGGCAGCGGAAGGUGCUGCAGGGAGCGAAGGAGAGAGGAGCGAAUGUCUUCGAGGCGUUUUCGAACAGCCCGCCCUGGUGGAUGACCAAGUCGGGUGACGUUGCAGGCCCGCCGCUGAUCGGGCAAUCGAAUCUGAAGAAAGAGUACGAGAGCGCUUUUGCGAACUACCUGACGACUGUCGUGGAGCAGUUCGCGAAAAAGUGGGGUGUUACUUUCGAUACGCUGGAGCCGUUCAACGAAGCGUUGGAGGGGUUCUGGCAGGCGGGGAAUGCGCAUGAGGGUUGCUCCUUUGAUACGCCGGCAAUGGGGCGUGUCAUUAAGUACACUUCAGACUCGUUAAAGAAGAAGGGGCUUAAAACGAAGCUGGUUGGUGUGGACAGCUGCAUGGCUAGUAGCACUGGGGCAGCCCCUAAUCGUUGUAGACUCCCUCCGCUGUCAUUGCUACUCAUACUAUCCACGUUAUGGAGUUCCUCCUUCCGCGCCGCCCAUGCGCGCGCAUUGCAUCGCGACAGCAUCCGCCCGGCAUCAACAGCGGGCGCAGCGGGGCGAUACUCGCUCGACGAGAUCACCAUCCACGCGCACAUGCGGCGCGAGCGGCGCAAACGGAACGUCCGGCUGUUUUCCGUCGACGAAUCCGCGUCGCUCUCCCCGCCGCCGUCGCUACAACCGACCAAUGAGCUGUUUGACAUCUGUAGCUUCCCCGGGCCAAUCAGCUUGAAUAUCACUCCCUCGUUCAUUGGGACAACGUGGAAGGGAUGGGGCACGUCUCUGGCUUGGCAAGGCAACUACAUCGGAGGCUUUCCCAAGGAUCGCAUGGAUACGCUUCUCGACCUCAUCUUCCACCCCCGGAAAGGACUCGGUCUGAAUAUCGUCCGGUACAACAUAGGCGGAGGGCACAACGAAACGCUAAGUCCGCAGUUUUCUAAAGAUGUGACGAGUAGCUGGAAGGCCAUGCCCGGGUAUUGGCCGGCGGAGUCUGGGCCGUACGAUUGGAGCGCGGAUCAGCGGCAAAGGAAUGUUCUGUUUGGCGCGAGGGAGCGCGGAGCGAAUGUUUUUGAGGCGUUUUCGAACAGCCCGCCGUGGUGGAUGACUGUGUCGGGUGACGUGGCAGGUGCGUCGGAGAAGAACCAGCCGAACCUGCAGCCGCGGUACGAAGGAAAAUUUGUGGAUUACCUCACUACAGUGGUGGAGAAAUUCGCAAAAGACCCGGCUUGGAAUUUGACUUUUGAUACGCUGGAGCCGUUUAACGAGCCGCUGGAAAAUUUCUGGAACGCGGGGAACGGGCAGGAGGGGUGUAAUUUUGACGUCCCCGGCAUAACCCGCGUGCUGUGGGCUACUAUAGACGCUCUGAAGAAGAAGGGGCUUAAGACGAAAGUCGCCGCGUUUGACAGCUGGACGGAGGACACGGUUUCGGCGAUCAACUCUAUAGCGAGGAUAAACGAAGUGAAGCGGAUCAAUGUUCAUGGGUACAUGGACCCGGCCCCUAGCAAUCAGGAUCCGGUCAGCUACACCACCCAGAUGUACAGUAAAAUGCGCGACAUAGCCAAGGGGAUGGGGAAGGAGGUUUGGGUAAGCGAAUCCGGACCAAUGGGGCGAUUCGGACAACCUUUCGACCUGUCACUGUACAUGGCGCGAAACGUGAUCGAGACCGUCAACAUACUGCAAGCAUCUGCGUACGUGUACUGGCUAACGUACGAUUCUGAUCCUCGCUGGACAAUGAUCCACUUCCCGUGGAAUUACCCUGCGGGGUAUACGGGUACUGUGAAAAACCCGAAGCGGUCUAAGCGAUGGUAUAUAUUCAAGAUGCUGACUAGUCUUGCUAAGCCGGGAAGCCAGCCGCUCGCGAUCCCCGCGGAGUGCUCUCACGGCAUUGCGGGGUUCUUCAACGAGGCGGACUCUGUAGCCAAACCGCCAGCUCCGACGCUCGAGCCGGCGUGGGAGCGGUUCGGGGUGUGCUCGGGCGGUAAGGGACCGUUCCACGUGACGAUCACUCCGCGGCAGAUCGGGACCAAGUGGAAAGGAUGGGGCACCUCGCUCGCAUGGCUGGGCAACUACAUCGGCGGGUUCCCCCAGGCGGCGAUGGACCCUCUCCUGGACCUCAUGUUCCUCCCCUCGGGCCUCAACCUCAAUAUAGUGCGAUUCAAUAUAGGCGGCGGCUCGCUCCCGCAGUACAGCCCGCAGCUCCACUCGGACGCGCUGCUGCGCUGGCGGGCCAUGCCGGGGUACUGGCCGGCGCAGGCAGCGGGGUUCAACUGGACGGCGGAUUCGAGGCAGCAGGCGGUGCUGCUGGGAGCCAAGGCCCGCGGGGUGAACGUCUUCGAGGCGUUUUCCAACAGCCCGCCCUGGUGGAUGACCGCGAGCAAGGACGUCGCGGGUGGGAAGAAGGCGUUUCAGACGAAUUUGCUGCCGAAGUUCGAGGGGAAGUUUGCGAAAUACUUGGUGGAGGUGGUCGAAAGAUUUAAAACGGAUCCGGCUUUAGGGAAUAUCGAGUUUGAUACACUGGAGCCGUUUAAUGAGGCGUUAGAGGGGCACUGGCUAAAGGGGAUGGGGCAGGAGGGGUGUAAUUUCAACGUCGUCGAAAUGACCCGGAUAAUCUUCAAAACUCUGCGACUACUGCGCGAGAAAAAGCUCAAGACGAAACUCGCCGGUGUGGACAGUUUUCCGGGCAUGACCGCUCUCUGGUUCCCACUGCUCGUGGGAAAAAUAUUUCUCCACCGGGUGAACGUUCACGGUUACACGCUGCCGGUUCAGCAGGUCGUAAACAUGACUGCUUCUGUCGCCGAGAAAACCUACGCCGCUCGAUACGUCGCGAUGAAGGUGCUCGCGAAAUCGCUGGGGAAGGAGAUCUGGGUGUCGGAAUCUGGGCCGUUGAACAAGUUUGGCAACGCGUACGAUCUCUCGCUCUACAUGAUGCGAAAUGUCAUCGAGACAGUCAACAUUCUCGAGGUCUCCGCGUAUGUCUACUGGCAGAUUUUCGAUCCAAACGAGACUUGGUCGCUGCUCGGCCUGAAUUGGUAG
Closterium sp. Yama58-4 is the source of this 3531-nucleotide messenger RNA. Lineage: Eukaryota; Viridiplantae; Streptophyta; Zygnematophyceae; Desmidiales; Closteriaceae. The record is from the annotation of a GenBank genome assembly.